GAGUCAUGAUUAAACGUAGCCCUCUGCCCUUACUUUUUGCCACGUGGAAAGUGGCUUCUUCAACCACUAGUACAAGUAGCGGUUCCUGGGGACUUCAUUCUCAGAACAAUUGAUUUCAGUUUGACAAGUAACAGCCAUAGAGCUUCGAUUUUUCCGAAGAACAUAACAUCAGCGAUGGUAAGUGUUGCUGCUUCAAGCUUUGCAUCAAGGAGUACUUCACCUUUCCACCAUGGACAGGGUGUAGCAUCGGGAUCAGAUCCAAAAGCAAUACAAAUGAAAAUUAGCUUAAUGAAACAAACCGUGACCCACAACGGGCUAAGAAGUUUGAACAGAGAGGAUCAGUUGUAUGUCAAAACCAUGGCAAAAGUAAACAGCAGGCAAGCUGAGAGGAAAAAGUUUAGAAGAGAGAAUGGCCGGAGCAUGGGAGUCAUUGUUUGUAGAAGUGGCAUGAAUUUGGUAUUUGUGGCAGCAGAGGUUGCUCCAUGGAGCAAAACUGGUGGCCUUGGUGAUGUUCAUGGAGGUUUGCCACCAGCUAUGGCCGCUUUUGGCCACCGUGUAAUGACCAUAGCUCCCCGUUAUGACCAGUACAAAGAUGCUUGGGAUACGGAUGUUAUUAUUGAGGUUAAAGUUGGAGACAAAAUUGAAAAAGUUCGCUUUUUCCAUUGCUACAAACGAGGAGUUGAUCGGGUGUUUGUGGAUCAUCCUAUGUUCCUUGAGAAGGUGUGGGGGAAAACUAAAUCCAAAAUCUACGGGCCUAUAACUGGAGUGGACUACCAAGACAACCAACUUCGAUUCAGUUUGUUAUGCCAGGCGGCUCUGGAAGCACCAAGGGUUCUAAAUCUUAACAGUAGUAAAUAUUUCUCUGGACCAUAUGGAGAAGAUGUUGUUUUCAUUGCCAACGAUUGGCAUACUGCCCUUCUUCCAUGUUACCUCAAAUCUAUGUACAAAGACAAAGGAAUUUACGAAAGUGCCAAAGUUGCUUUUUGCAUCCACAAUAUUGUUUACCAAGGAAGAUUUGCAUUUGCCGAUUUCGCACUUCUCAAUCUCCCAAAUGAAUUUAAAGGCUCUUUUGAUUUCAUAGAUGGGUAUGAUAAACCCAUUAAGGGUAGGAAAAUCAAUUGGAUGAAAGCUGGAAUAUUAGAAGCAGACAAGGUCUUAACUGUUAGCCCACACUACGCCCAAGAACUUGUUUCUGGCAAAGACAAAGGCGUGGAAUUGGAUAACAUACUUCGUAAAACUGGUGUUACUGGAAUUGUGAAUGGGAUGGAUGUCCAAGAGUGGAACCCCUCAGCUGACAAAUAUAUAGGUGUCAAAUAUGAUGCUUCCACUGUGAUUGAUGCAAAGCCUCUUUUAAAGGAAGCCCUCCAAGCAGAAGUUGGGUUACCAGUUGAUAGGAACAUCCCUGUCAUAGGUUUCAUUGGUAGGCUUGAAGAGCAGAAAGGCUCGGACAUUCUAGGAGAAGCCAUUCCCCAAUUUAUCAACGAAAAUGUUCAGAUAAUAGUCCUUGGUACUGGUAAAAAAGCAAUGGAGAAGCAACUUGAACAACUGGAGAUACUGUACCCAGAGAAGGCUAGAGGAGUGGCAAAAUUCAAUGUGCCUCUAGCCCAUAUGAUAAUAGCUGGAGCUGAUUUUAUUUUGCUUCCAAGCAGAUUUGAACCCUGCGGUCUUAUACAAUUACAUGCUAUGCGAUACGGAACUGUACCCAUUGUGGCCUCCACUGGUGGACUGGUUGACACUGUGAAAGAAGGUUUUACAGGAUUCCAGAUGGGAAGCCUCAGUGUUGAAUGUGAUGCUGUGGAUCCAGCGGAUGUGAAUGCGGUGUCCACAGGAGUCAAAAGAGCCCUCGCAACAUAUGGUACUCAAGCUUUGACUGAAAUGAUAAAAAAUUGCAUUGCUCAAGAUCUUUCAUGGAAAGGACCCGCUAAGAAGUGGGAAGCGGUGCUGCUAAGUUUGGGAGUAGAUGGCAGUGAACCUGGAAUUGAUCGUGAGGAGAUUGCUCCGCUUGCUAAGGAAAAUGUUGCUACACCAUAAGAACUUAAAAUUCUACAUGCUUUUGUUUCUUCCUACGCCUGUAAACAAACGUCUGUAAAUUUGAAUUCUACUGGUUUUGUACGCAACAAACCCUGUUAUGGGAGAAUAUGAUGUGGAAAAUAAGUUUGCCAACGAUAUGUAAUUUCAAAUAAUUUUGAAGGGCUUUAACAGCUCUUGCCUCUUGCAAACAAAUAAACCACUUAACAGUA
This is a messenger RNA of Mangifera indica (mango), 2240 nucleotides long. RefSeq names its product granule-bound starch synthase 1, chloroplastic/amyloplastic-like. Gene Ontology annotation, molecular function: alpha-1,4-glucan glucosyltransferase (UDP-glucose donor) activity. The record is from RefSeq and is a predicted model, not a curated record. The transcript is spliced from 14 exons. Lineage: Eukaryota; Viridiplantae; Streptophyta; Magnoliopsida; Sapindales; Anacardiaceae. Bases 175 to 2031 code for a protein of 618 amino acids.